GAACAAAUUUGGAUGUGUCAUCGGGAUUCUCCGGUCGUCGUUUGAAGCUGUCAGUUGGAGACAAGCUGGCAACUUGAUCCAUGAGUGUUGAUUGGUCCUUGUUUGGUGGAGCGGAGACAUUUGAUUCAUUACCGCGCCGGACUGUUAUCCCAAACCUCAAGAAUGCCAACCCGCCCCGCGGGCCGCCAAAGAAUCCCCGGGAUUUUCUGUGGGUCAUGACCGAGGAACCGCACAAAACUCGUCGUCUAGAGAUACUCAAAUCCCAUCCUGAGGUGACCGGGCUCAUGGGUUACGAGCCAUUAACAAAAUGGGUUGUACUUUUUGUUAUAUCAGUCCAAUUGUUGGUCGCCUUCUAUCUUAGAAAUACGCCAUGGAUGUCGACAAAGUUCCUACUUGCCGCUUACCUGAUCGGUGGUACUGCUAACCACAACAUUUUCUUGGCAAUCCACGAAAUCACCCAUAACCUCGCGUUCCAAGGAGUCAAGGCGAAUAAGCUCUUUUCCAUCAUUACGAACCUGCCGAUCGGCAUUCCUUAUGCAAUGGCGUUCAAAAGAUACCACCUUGAACAUCACAAGAAUCUGGGUGAGGACGGCAUUGACACGGAUAUACCAACAUGGUUGGAAGUUGUGAUGCUGGAUAACGUCGCUGGAAAAGCUUUCUUUGCCACUUUUCAAAUCUUGUUCUAUGCCGUCCGACCUGGAUUCGUGAGAUCACAGAAGCUGACCUUCUGGCAUCUCCUCAAUCUGACAUCUCAACUCGCUUUUGAUGUCCUUAUCGCGAAUACAAUGGGUCCUCAGGCGUUGCUUUAUUUAUUUACGUCAUCUUUCUUUGCGGGAAGCCUGCAUCCAUGUGCUGGACACUUUAUAGCUGAACACUAUUUAUGGGACGGUCUAGAUCAAGAGACAUACAGCUACUACGGGCCACUCAACCUUUUAGCCUACAAUGUUGGGUAUCAUAAUGAGCAUCAUGACUUUCCCUCCGUCCCAUGGACACGACUUCCUAGACUUCGUGCGCUGGUCCCCGAAGUUUAUGAUAAUCUUCCAUCUCAUCCUUCUUGGCCUAUGGUUAUUUUCAACUUUAUAUUCGACAGCGACAUUGGCAUGUCGUCCCGAUUAAAGCGAAAGAGCAAGUCGCCUGACGCAGCCAAAGACGAGCCAGUCGUGACUAGGGACAAAGUAGUAGAUGACUGUGUUGUGACUCGUGCAUACGCGGAUUCGGGAAAGUUAGAUUGACUAUUUAGACGCGCGGUUGGACGUUUUUGGAAGUAUAGCACUGCCACCCUAAUCGAAUUCAGCAUGUCUGACACCCAACCCUUGACACCAUCCGUGAGAGCACGAGGGCGUGGUCGUGGGAAGUCUAGAGGAGGCUUGGGAAAGUAUCUCAGGGCAUCCGGACGUGGUCGCGGCCGUGGACGCGCGGCAGAGUUCACUGCACCACUCGUUUUGGAGGAGGAUCAGACGGUGGAGUUAAACGAAGAAGAACAGUGGGGACUUGAGGUGCGGGCAAAUACCUGGCCCUUCGCUUGAAAUGAUUUUGAGGCAUCGCGACGUUUCGGAAUUU
This is a messenger RNA of Cantharellus anzutake, 1560 nucleotides long. RefSeq names its product dihydroceramide delta-4-desaturase. The coding region runs from base 81 to 1232 and encodes 383 amino acids. Gene Ontology annotation, biological process: ceramide biosynthetic process. The transcript is spliced from 6 exons. Lineage: Eukaryota; Fungi; Basidiomycota; Agaricomycetes; Cantharellales; Hydnaceae. Gene Ontology annotation, cellular component: membrane. Gene Ontology annotation, molecular function: sphingolipid delta-4 desaturase activity. The record is from RefSeq and is a predicted model, not a curated record.